AUGGCUAGUCCUCCUGUUCUAGCGUUCGACGCCGAGGGCCGUCCGGUCAAAUUCGAAACCUGGCUAGAUGAUCUGCACCUUUUCCUACAGCUCACUGCCAAGGAAGAUAUUACACUGUACGACCACGCUCUCGGCCAUGCGACCGCCCCACUCGCUACUGCCCCCCCAACUGAGCGCUCACAGUGGCAGACCCGUGACGCGCACGCUCGCUUUGCUAUUCGCAACUCCCUGCCGCUAGAUGAGCGCGAGCACUUCGGCCAGUGCAAGACUGCUAAGGACCUCUACACAGCUGUAGUGGCCCGCUACUCCUCACCCGCUUCUGCCACACUAGGCCGCCUCACUCUCCCCUACCUGUUCCCCGACCUAGCCUCUUUUCACACUGUCGCAGACCUCAUCACCCACCUUAAGACUAGUGAGGCUCGCUUUCGCGCUGCCAUGCCUGAUGAGUUCCUCGCUAGCAACCCCCCCCCGCUCUGGAUCACUCUCUACCACGUUGUCACCCGCCUCCCUGACUCUCUGCGCCCUGUCAGGGACCAGUUCCUCUCUCGCUCCCCCACUGAGCUCACCAUAGCCCUCCUCGAGAAGGAACUGCUUGCAGCCGAGGCUAGUAUCGUCGCUGUAGGCACCUCUCGUGGCGACCCCCGCGGCCCCUUCUUCGAGGGGUGCUCCCCUUCCCCCCUCCUCCCCUCUGUCGCCUCUGCUGCUGCUGUCGACCUCCUUGGUGCUGAGAAGGUCGGGGCUGCGUCUGCUUCAGGCGGACGACGCAGGGGCAGGAGUGGCAGGAGUGGGGGUGGUGGCGGAGGAGGCGGGGGUGGAGGUGGUGGCGGUGGAGGUGCGACUGGAGAGGCUAGUGGCGGCGGUGGUGGAGGUGACAGCGGUGUUGGGAGUGGUGACAGGGGCGGAGGUGGCAGCGGAGGCGGAGGUGGUCGUGGCAGCGGCAGGGGUGGAGGUGGCCGGGGCGGAGGCGGAGGGGGUGGUGGUCGUGGAGGCCCGGCGGGCGGUCAGAGUCAGCAGCCUGCCCCGACCCUUCAGGCCGCCCGUGAGUGGUAUGCGCGGCGCAGCGUCACCUGCCAGUACGUUAUUCGUACAGGUGACCGCACUGGCCAGACGUGUGGGGGGCCGCACCAGACGGAGCGCUGCUUCGCCCGCCUCAACGAUGCGUGGCGCACUCAGUUUCCUGGUGGGGGUGAGCUGCCGCGCUGGGCUGAUCUGCUCAGGAAGGGUGUUGAUAUUUGGGCACUUGACUUUGAUGCUAUUCUCACUGCCAUGUAUGCGAUGUCUAUUAGUGGAGAGGGUGCUCAGUACUUGCGUGUUCCGCCCGACCCGGGCAUUCAGGCCAGCCCUGCUGCUGCUCUAGGUGCUAGUGUGUCUGCUUCCACAGGUACUACUGCAGCUGCUGCUCUAGGUGCUUCUGCGUCUGUGCCCCCUGGUACUGAGUCGACUGCAGCACUGCACACCUUCACACUUGACUCAGGUGCUUCUCGCUCUUUCUUUCGUGACCGCACUGUCCUUGAGCCUCUAGCUCGGCCGGUUGCUGUCUCUCUUGCUGACCCCUCUGGGGGUCCGGUCCUUGCGACCUCCUCCACCACCCUUCCGUGUCCAGCGGUUCCGUCCGGCAAGCUCUCAGGUCUCUACCUCCCCUCGUUCUCCACGAACUUGGUGGCAGGUAGUGCGCUCCAGGACUCGGGUGUUCACCAGUUCACCCCUGCCUACGAGCGUGUGACCCACUGCACGUGUGCUCGGACGGGCCGCCACCUGGCUACUUUCACUCGAGAGCCGGGGUCUGACCUGUACACACUGACCACUGAGUCCCCUCAGGUAGCUGCGUCUGCGUCAGCGUCAGGUCAGCUGUCCGCCCCCUGCUCGUGUCGCUCUCUGGCGAACGACACCGUCCUCUGGCACCACCGCCUUGGUCACCCGUCUGUGCAGCGCCUGCGGGCCAUGCACAAACGGGACCUUGUUGCUGGUCUUCCCAGGGUGCUCCCUCCCCUUCCUGACUCCCCUGCUCCUGACUGCAUUCCCUGUGUCGAGGGGCGGCAGCGCGCCGCUCCUCACUCCUCCUCCUUUCCCCCGACGACCGCUCCCCUGCAGACGCUCCACAUGGACGUGUGGGGCCCAGCCCGCGUCCGUGGUCAGGGUCAGGAGAGGUACUUCCUGAUAGUUGUUGACGACUACUCGCGCUACACCACGGUCUUCCCCUUGCGCGCCAAGGGUGACGUCCCUGGUGUUUUGAUCCCCUGGAUCAGCCGAGCCCGUCUCCAGCUAGGCGAGCGCUUUCACUCGGACUUUCCUGUCCUGCGCUUGCACUCUGACAGGGGUGGUGAGUUCGCCUCCGACCUCUUGGCAGCCUACUGUGCUGAGCACGGCAUUGAGCAGUCGUACACGCUUCCGGCCUCUCCACAGCAGAAUGGGGUUGCUGAGCGCCGCAUUGGCUUAGUCAUGGAGGUCGCUCGUACCUCCCUGACCCAUGCGGCUGCUCCCCACUUUCUGUGGCCGUUUGCAGUCCGGUACGCAGCGCAUCAGCUCAACCUCUGGCCCCGUGUCUCCUUGCCGGAGACUUCCCCGACUCUACGGUGGACGGGAGAGGUUGGCGAUGCGUCGCGUUUCCGGGUCUGGGGAUCUCGAGCUUUUGUCCGCGACACGUCCGCGGACAAGCUCUCGCGUCGCGCUGUUCCCUGUGUCUUUCUUGGCUUUGUUCCCGACGCGCCUGGAUGGCAGUUUUACCACGUCACCUCGCGCCGGGUUCUGGCCUCUCAGGACGUCACUUUUGACGAGUCCGUCCCCUUCUACCGCCUCUUCCCCUACCGCACUGCCCCGCUCCCCCCCCCGCCUCUCUUCCUCGCUCCAGGUGCUGAGGUACCAGACCCCCUCCCCCCUCAGGGUGCCGCUCCCUCAGGUGUGUCCCAGGUAGACCCGAGUGAGCCUGUCGAGGUAGCUGUUGACUCGCGUCCUGCGUCUGGGGGUGCUGAGCCUGGGAGUGCUGCGUCUGAGGGUGCGGAGCCUGGGGGUGCUGAGCCUGGGGGUGCUGAGCCUGGAGGUGCGGAGCCUGGGGGUGCUGAGCCUGGAGGUGCGGAGCCUGGGGGUGCUGAGCCUGGAGGUGCGGAGCCUGGGGGUGCUGAGCCUGGAGGUGCGGAGCCUGGAGGUACUGAGCCUGGAGGUGCGGAGCCUGGGGGUGCUGAGCCUGGAGGUGCGGAGCCUGGUGGUGCUGAGUUUGGACGUGCUGAGUCUGGGGGUGCUGAGUCUGGGGGUACUCCAUCUGGAGGAGCCCUCUCCUCCCAGCAGCUGCAGGAGAGGUACCUCGAGUACUGCCGCCUCCGGAGAGGUGCUUCUGGAGCUCGUCCCGGUACUUCCCCUCCUACCCAGGAGCUCCCCCCCAUUCAGGUGAUCCGCGAGUGGUACACGCGGCGCUGCAGUCUUCGUAGUGGUGCUGCUGCUGGUGCUGAGGACCUGACCAGUGCCCCUGCUGCUGGUGCUGAGGACCCGGGCGUUGGAGCUGCUGCUCGUGCUGAGGACCCGACCGGUGGUGCUGCUGCUGGUGCUGAGGACUCGGGCGUUGGAGCUGCUGCUGGUGCUGAGGACUCGGGCGUUGGGGCUGCCACUGGUGUCCCUGCUGCUUCUGGAGACGCUGCGCGGCCGCGACCGUACUUCGUACCGCUCCUUCAGCAGGUUCUUGGUCAGGCUCCUCCUCCUUGUCCUCCUUCCUCCGUCGAGUGUCCUCUGCCUGUCCAGCCGCAGUCACAGUUACCGCCUGUCUCGCCUCUCCCUGCUCCCUCCCCUUACGCUGGUCCCACAGGAGGUCUUACAGAGCGUCGUGAGCCUGAGUCUCGUCCUGCGUCGCCUGUUCGUACUGCUCGCACUGGUCGUCGUGUCCCACGUGAGCGUCCUCCUCCUGUCCCUGGCACUCAUUACAUGACUCUGCGUCCCUCCACUGCUCCGCAGCGUGUCCCGCUGCCGUCUCCUCCUGCGUCCUCUCUUCCUACUCUUCCUGACCCGGAGUCUGACUCCCGUCGUGCUGCCAGUCCCACUGUUACGCGUCUCCUCGCUACAGUUGUCACUGACCCGACCUUUGAGUCCUCUGCUGCGUUUGCUCUGGUCGCUGAGUUGGUUGACUUUGCUGCUCGCUGUCGCCUAGACUACGCUGCCAGCCUUGUCGCUAGGUCUGAGUCUGCGUCUGCCUGUCCUCCGUCCGUCGGGGGUGAGUGUGCCCUCGGCACGGACGUCCUUGAGGACAGACAGGAGGAGUUCCACUGCCUUGCUGCUGCUUUGCCCCGUCUCGUGUCCUUGCUAGUUGCCCCUGAGGGAGACCCGGAUGCACCAGACAUCCCGACCCCACGCUCUUACGCUGAGGCGAUAGCGGGUCCCUACUCCUCUCAAUGGCAGACAGCCAUGGACGCAGAGAUGGCCUCCUGGAAGUCCACAGGCACCUACGUAGACGAGGUUCCCCCUCCUGGGGCGAACAUCGUCAGUGGCAUGUGGAUUUUCAGGGUGAAGCGGCCGCCGGGUUCUCCACCUGUCUUCAAGGCGCGCUACGUGGCUCGAGGCUUCAGUCAGCGAGAGGGAGUAGACUUCUUUCAGACCUUCUCCCCCACCCCGAAGAUGACUACUCUUCGGGUGCUGCUGCACAUAGCCGCUCACCGCGACUACGAGCUUCACUCUCUUGACUUCAGCACUGCUUUCUUGCAGGGCAGCCUGCACGAGGAGAUCUGGCUGCGCCGCCCCCCUGGCUUCACUGGGUCAUUUCCUCCUGGCACCCAGUGGAGGCUUCAGCGGCCGGUCUACGGUCUCCGCCAGGCGCCACGUGAGUGGCACGACACACUGAGGACGACACUUGCGGCUCUUGGGUUCGCUCCCUCUACUGCUGACCCGUCGCUGUUUCUACGCACCGACACCUCGCUGCCGCCGUUCUACAUCCUCGUGUACGUCGACGACUUGGUCUUUGCCACUGCUGACACCGCGGCACUCGCUCACGUGAAGUCGGAGCUGCAGAGGAGACACACGUGCACAGACCUGGGUGAGCUGACGAGCUAUCUUGGCUUGCGGAUCACCCGGGACAGAGCGCGGCGCACCAUCACCCUGACUCAGUCACACAUGGUGCAGCAGGUUCUCCAGCGCUUCCGCUUCACGUACUCCUCGCCUCAGUCCACUCCUCUGCCUACCGGUCACUCGCUCUCAGCUCUGCCUUCGGAUGAGUCCGUAGAGCCGAGUGGCCCGUAUCCAGAGCUUGUGGGCUGCCUCAUGUACCUGAUGACCUGCACUCGACCUGACCUUGCAUACCCUCUUAGCAUCCUAGCACGCUAUGUCGCUCCUGGCCGUCACCGGAAGGAGCACAUGGAUGCUGCUAAGAGGGUGUUGCGCUACUUGUGCAGUACGUCGGGCAUGGGGCUUGUGCUUGGAGGGCGAGACCGGGUUGUUCUCACAGGGCACUCAGACGCUUCUUGGGCAGACGACCAGGCUACUCAGCGGUCGUCCCAGGGUUACACCUUCAGCCUUGGCUCUGGCUCAGUUUCUUGGCGUUCUACUCGCUCUUCUUCUGUUCUCAGCUCCAGUUGUGAGGCUGAGAUCUACGCCACAGCCAUGGCUGCUCAGGAGCUACGCUGGCUGACCUACCUGCUGACCGACCUCGGAGAGCGGCCUCGUUCUCCUCCAGUGCUGUACGUUGACAACAAGGCUGCCAUUGCCUUGUGUGAGGAGCACAGACUGGAGCACAGAACGAAGCACAUCGCUCUGCGGUACUUCCUUGCUCGAGAGCUGCAGCAGCGUGGUCAGCUUUGUCUGCGUUACGUGGCCACGGAGGCCAACACUGCUGAUGUGUUCACCAAGGCGCUUCAGCCUUGUGACCAUCAGCGCUUUUGCACUCUACUAGGCCUUGUACCUACUGGGCCUCACUUGCUUACCUCUUGA
Molecule: messenger RNA, 5901 nt
Organism: Closterium sp. Yama58-4
Lineage: Eukaryota; Viridiplantae; Streptophyta; Zygnematophyceae; Desmidiales; Closteriaceae
Source: the annotation of a GenBank genome assembly